AGCUACCUUCGAAGGAGAUGAGGUUGAGGAUUUUCUCAAUGCGUCGUCGUGUUGCCAGGAUGGUGCUUAGGAAGAGUUGCUUCAAUAUACUAUAUAGGCAUAAGAAGAAAAAUGGGACAAAAGAUUUGAAAGUCAAAUACAGACGAUUAAAGGCAGAUAUCGAAGAGAUUGGCAAGGAGCAAAAAAGCAUCAAAGAAGGACAAUCACAGGUUCGAGAGAAAUUUAAGGCAAUUGAAAUGGAAUGUCAAGUGCUAAAGAAAGAAACUGAACUCAUCAUCCAGCAAAGUGCGCUUACACGUCUUCGUCUGGCUCUCCUGUUUCAUAUACUCAAGGUACGAGAAGAAGGCGAUUUCGCUAAGGCCGCUCAGCUCUCUCAGUUGCUACGUGAAUUAAUAGCAAGGGAUAACAAGCAAUAGUCAGCGUGGAGGAACAGAUGAUUACCUGUUAAAGGUUCCCACCCCAUAGUCUUCAAGAGAACUAUCAACGGAUAAGUUGAGACGUUUAUUUGAUACGGAAAGCGACCAAUGGUGGAGUUAUUAAAAUUGGAAGUUUUUACAUUUCAUUAAGUAACCUAAAUUUCAGUACACGAUUUACGUGUAUUAGGAAAAAGUAAAUUUGGUAAUUUUGGAUACGGCACAAAAAGAUACAGGUUAAACAAGUUUGGGUUUAAUCUUAACAUGUUUCGUGUCUAAUCGUCGUGUCUUAAACGUGUCAAACACUAGUAACACGUUUAAUUAAUCAUGUUAAUCAUUUUUAAACUUGUUAUUGUAUUUAAACGUGUAUACUUGACACGCUUAUCAACUUGUUAAAAAUUAAUAAUUAAAGACUAUUUUAACUUUA
Messenger RNA from Theobroma cacao (cacao), 840 nucleotides. RefSeq lists its product as uncharacterized. The record is from RefSeq and is a predicted model, not a curated record. Lineage: Eukaryota; Viridiplantae; Streptophyta; Magnoliopsida; Malvales; Malvaceae.